Messenger RNA from Babesia bovis T2Bo, 1799 nucleotides. Its product is annotated as putative tryptophanyl-tRNA synthetase. Gene Ontology annotation, biological process: tryptophanyl-tRNA aminoacylation. Gene Ontology annotation, molecular function: tryptophan-tRNA ligase activity; ATP binding. The transcript is spliced from 6 exons. Lineage: Eukaryota; Apicomplexa; Aconoidasida; Piroplasmida; Babesiidae. The record is from RefSeq and is a predicted model, not a curated record. The coding region runs from base 13 to 1776 and encodes 587 amino acids. Gene Ontology annotation, cellular component: cytoplasm.
AAACAACGCAAAAUGACGAAAUAUGAGUGCUACUUCGACAGUGCAUUGCACAUCAUUAAGGGCGCAGCCUGUAUUGCCUUCUCCAUACCUACAGGCAGAACUACAAAAUCCAUAGUUCGCAAGAGUACAACAGCGGGUGUCAUCACCCUCACCAGCGUCCUUAAUCAGCCGACAGACUCACAAUACACCCUAUUCAAGCAAUUGAUUGCCCAGAAGAUUGAUGAGAAUAGCAAGUUUAGAGCAUUCCUGGUGGAUCGUCAAAUUGCCGAAAGUGUCUAUGGAGAGUCUAUCUACGAUGCUCGGGUAGUACCAAUAGACGUCCAGAGGUUGCGCCUGGUAGCAUUGGAGGAGUGGAAUAUCAACGCCAGUACGAGGGCAGUAGUACGUACCACAGGGCAAGUUGGACAUAUAGAUAUCGAGAAACUAACUUACAAGCAUGAUAGCCAAACGCUGCUAAUCAGUUUCGUGAUACAACCGGAAACAGAUAUCCCGGAUAUCCUGACGGAUACAGAGAAUAUAAGCUCACCGGAUCAAUGCCCACCCAAAUUCAUGGUACUGCCCCCUGGAGAAGUGGACCUCCAAAACGACUGUUUCGUUGAGCUGUUUGGAAUGGAGCGCAGCGCCAAUGCAACCAGCGCAACGAAUGAAAUUGAUUACGAUAAACUGAUACGAGAAUUCGGGUGCCAAAGGAUAACACAGGAGCAAAUUGAAAGAAUGGAAAGGUUAAUUAAACAACCGGUACAUCCAUAUCUGAAACGAGGGUUGUUUUUCUCACACCGGGGACUUGACCAGCUACUAGAUGCAUACGAACAGGGUGUGCCGUUUUUUAUAUAUACAGGAAGAGGGCCGUCCACCGGGGCGCUCCACCUGGGUCAUCUAGUACCAUUCCUGUUCACCAAGUGGUUACAGGAGGUGUUCCAAGUUCCAGUGGUCAUCAUGAUGUCAGAUGAUGAAAAGUUCCUAUUUAGAGAACAGUUGGAAUACGAUGCUGUACGCGAUAUGGCAAGAGAAAAUGCCAAGGAUAUAAUAUCGUGUGGAUUUGAUCCUGAUCUCACAUUUAUAUAUAGAAAUACUGACUAUAUCCAGGAUCUAUAUGGUAUUGCACUCAAAAUGCAAAAGAAAACUACGUUCAAUCAGGUCAAAGGGAUAUUCGGUUUUAACAUGUCAUCCAAUAUCGGUUGUAUAGCGUAUCCAGCUAUAGAGGGAGCGGCAGCAUUCUGCCAGGCGUACCCCAAGAUAUUCGGACAGAGGAAUGAUAUGCUGUGUCUAGUGCCGCAGGGUAUUGAUCAAGACCCGUUCUUCAGAAUGACACGUGACCUCGCACCAAGGUUGGGGUACCUAAAACCAAUAUCGAUACACUCCAAGUUCAUACCGUCGCUACUGGGAGUAACACAAAAAAUGAGCUCAAGCAUCGAAGGAUCAGCAAUAUUCGUCACCGACACACCCAAAAUGAUAAGAGAUAAGGUACACAAGUACGCAUUCAGCGGUGGACGUGACACGGCUGAAGAGCACCGUAAGCUAGGAGCUAACCUGGAAGUAGACGUUUCAUACCAUUACCUACGGUUCCUCAUGGAAGAUGAAGCAAAGUUAGAAGAUAUUGGGGCCAGAUACAAAGCAGGAGAGAUUAUGUCAUCAACGGUUAAGGAUAUGCUAGUAGACGUAGUGUGCGGUAUUAUUAACGACUACAAGACGCGACGUGAAAAAGUAACAGAUGAUGUCCUGGAUACAUUCAUGGACCCAAAUAGAGAGUGCUUUAAACGCUUUAGAAAGAACUAAACUAUAGCACUUUCCAGGGACAU